Penaeus indicus is the source of this 765-nucleotide messenger RNA. Its product is annotated as protein turtle homolog A-like. Gene Ontology annotation, biological process: synapse organization. Gene Ontology annotation, cellular component: neuron projection membrane. Bases 1 to 765 code for a protein of 254 amino acids. The record is from RefSeq and is a predicted model, not a curated record. NCBI's taxonomy places the organism in Eukaryota, Metazoa, Arthropoda, Malacostraca, Decapoda, Penaeidae. The transcript has 6 exons.
AUGAUUCGCUCCGCCCACCUGCCGGCCGAGCCCAAUCCCAUCCGAUGCCCGGGCUGCCCCUACUUUCUGGACACGCCCACCCAUCUCGUCACCGCCGUGGGAGCAGCGGCCAACCUCACCUGCGGCGUCAGGAUGCUCGGAGACCGUCAGGUAUCCUGGAUUCGCCGACGGGACCUGCACGUACUCACCACUGCCUCUUACACGUACACUACGGACUCCCGCUUCCGUGCCAUCCACGCCAGGAAGUCGCCGUACUGGGUCCUACGCAUCGACAACCCGACGGUGAACGACUCUGGGGUUUACGAGUGCCAGGUGUCAGCGCAGCCCAAGAUCUAUCGCCGGUUCCAUCUCUCUGUCGUGGUGCCACGUGCCACUAUCGUUGGCACCAGUGCCGUCUUCAUGAAGGCGGGGAGUGACAUCAAUAUCACCUGCAUUAUCACGGGAGCAAGUAAGGCGACGCCCGUUACCUGGUACCAUCCCCACCCAGGCAGCACCAUCAUGGAAGAGCUGAAUUCCGGGACACGAGGCGGCGUCCAGCUGGUGACCGACAGGCGGGCGGGGACCAGCUGGCUGCUCGUCACCCAGGCCACGUGGAGAGACGCUGGGAACUACACGUGCGCCCCCGCCCACGCCACGCCCGCGUCGGUGUCGGUGCAUAUACUUGAUGUAUAUGAUUUGUUCAAGUUGACUCUUGACCGGACAAGAGAUCAUGGUCCCGUUAUUGGACUCCAAGACUUUAGCUACUGUUUCAUAUUCAAUCGUUAA